UGCCUCGUUCCUGUGUCCAGAUGGAUGUGAAGGCAAAAAGUUUGUACUCUUACCUUCUUUUCUCUAUGACAUCAGAUUUUUCGGAAACUACGACGCCACCAAUCUGUGUUCACGUUUCUCCUAAGAUUUGCUUGCCUAUUUUGCCCUUGCUGAGUUAGUCCCACGUUGGAGCAUGCUGAUAGGCGUAUACUUUAUUUAAAAAAAAAAAGAAAAAAAAAGAUAGGGGAAUGGAAGGGAAUUCUGGAGGAGGAGGCAGCGGCGGCACCAGCGGCGGAACAGACAGAGGAGGAGAAAGAGGAGGAAACGACGUGGAGCUGGUUUGCAAAACCCUCCAGGUAGAACACAAGCUGUUCUACUUCGAUCUCAAGGAGAACCCGCGCGGGCGUUACCUGAAAAUCUCCGAAAAGACAUCGGCUACCAGGUCCACCAUCAUCGUCCCUUCCUCAGGCAUCUCCUGGUUCCUCGAUCUUUUCAAUUACUACGUCAACUCCGACGAUCACGACCUCUUCAGUAAGGAAUUGCAGCUCGACACUAAAGUCUUUUACUUUGACAUUGGCGAGAACCGGAGGGGUCGUUUCUUGAAGGUAUCUGAAGCAUCUGUUAGCAGAAACCGCAGUACCAUUAUUGUGCCUGCAGGAAGUACCAGGGAUGAAGGGUGGGCAGCAUUCAGGAACAUUUUGGCAGAGAUCAACGAGGCAUCAAGGCUCUUCAUAUUGCCUAAUCAACAAAGUUCUGAACCUUCAGAACAUCUUGUUGGGCUUUCAGAUGAUGUAGGGGCUGGCUUCAUAUCUGGACAUAGCCAGCCUGCCUCAACUUCUGAACUGAAUGUAGACAGAUCAGUUGAAUUGCCAGCACAGGAUGAAAUUGGUAACAUGGGGGUCUCAAAGGUGAUUAGAGCAGAUCAAAAGAGAUUUUUCUUUGAUCUUGGGAGCAACAACAGGGGACAUUUCUUGCGGAUAUCUGAAGUUGCAGGUUCUGAUCGGUCUUCCAUCAUUCUCCCACUGUCAGGUUUAAAGCAGUUCCACGAAAUAGUGGGUCAUUUUGUGGAGAUUACAAAGGAUCGCAUUGAAGGAAUGACUGGUGCUAAUGUUCGAACAGUGGAUCCACCUCAAAGGUGAAUGCCAGUGAAACAGGGUGAAUUUGGUCAAAUAAAUAAUUAUGAUUCUGUCAAGUUUGCUGCAAAGCCUCUAAUAGUUGCUUGAUAAAAGGUGUAGUUGAGCUCUUGGUUGUGCUCUAUUGUGUUCAUCCCUUCUGCUCUCAUUCAAGCCUGAAAAUAAUUCGAUUUUUAUCUGUUUUAUUAACAGACAAAUAUCGGAGAUACUUGUGAAGCUUAGUUUCAUAGGAAUAACAGUUGUAAUUUGUCAGUUUAAUAGUGUGGUGCCCUCAUUACCUUGUUAAUAAUGAUUAUUUCAUGCGUGUGUUUUUUUUUCAGUCGUAGAAGCAAACAGCGAUGGAAUGUAUUAAUUUCAAUUUAAAACAAAUAGUGCUUGGAAUUGUUGGCAUUGUGGGUUUUUGACUGUUUUGUGGAUUGCAAAACUGAAGGGGUGGGAGGUUCAAUAUAAUAUUUACUGUA
Messenger RNA from Durio zibethinus, 1573 nucleotides. RefSeq names its product transcription factor Pur-alpha 1-like. Gene Ontology annotation, molecular function: RNA polymerase II transcription regulatory region sequence-specific DNA binding; DNA-binding transcription factor activity, RNA polymerase II-specific; purine-rich negative regulatory element binding. NCBI's taxonomy places the organism in Eukaryota, Viridiplantae, Streptophyta, Magnoliopsida, Malvales, Malvaceae. Gene Ontology annotation, biological process: regulation of transcription by RNA polymerase II. Gene Ontology annotation, cellular component: nucleus. The record is from RefSeq and is a predicted model, not a curated record.